Molecule: messenger RNA, 1938 nt
Organism: Haliotis rubra (blacklip abalone)
Lineage: Eukaryota; Metazoa; Mollusca; Gastropoda; Lepetellida; Haliotidae
Product: alkaline ceramidase 3-like
Exons: 11
Coding region: 62-850 (262 amino acids)
Biological process (GO): ceramide metabolic process; phytosphingosine biosynthetic process
Cellular component (GO): endoplasmic reticulum membrane
Source: RefSeq, a predicted model, not a curated record
AGUACGGGAAGGGUCCACUCGCAAGCUACUAUCGAUCGCGUUGCCAUUUCCACAAUCAAACAUGGCCCCAACGGAUGGGUAUUGGGGACCUGUCACUUCGACACUGGACUGGUGUGAAGAAAAUUAUGUCGUGCUUCCCUUCAUCGCUGAAUUUUGGAACACCAUCAGUAACUUGAUGAUGAUCAUACCCCCACUGUGUGGGGCGGUGAUGGCCUACAGGGAGAGGCUGGAGGCUCGCAUCAUCUGGUGUCACCUGGGGCUCUUAGUCGUUGGUAUUGGAUCUUGGUUUUUCCACAUGACACUUCUAUAUAGCAUGCAACUCCUGGAUGAGCUGCCCAUGAUAUGGGGGUCAGCGUUCAUGGUGUACGCAUAUGCCACGCUGUCCAGUCCUCCACAGAGUGAUAACACAGGGCUGAAAGUGUUCGAGUUCCUCUACUGCAGUAUUGUCACCAUUGUGUACCUGGUCAACAAGAAUCCUGUGUUCCAUGAGGUUGCUUACGGGUUGAUGGUAUUCUCCAUCCUUGCAUGUGCCGUCAGAACCAUGUUGAAGUAUGAACAUUCCCUGACGCUGUUCCUGACGUCUACGGUGUCCUAUGGCAUUGGCUUCCUGUUGUGGAAUGUGGACAACACUUUCUGUGGACAUUUAAGGUAUGCCAGGAAGAAUGUCCUAGGUGUAGCUGGGCCAGUGACUGAGCUACAUGCGUGGUGGCACGUACUGGCUGGUUUUGGAACCUAUCUCUCCUUUCUCUUUGUAACUCAUACUCGCUAUCUGUACUUGAAGAAACACCCCAAGAUUAAGUUUCUGUACGGCAUUGCACCCUAUGUGACUGUGAAUCACGUCAGAAGAUGACACCGCAGUUGACCACGCCCCUCCGACCUACAGCCCCCCAAUCACCUGCGACACACAUGCAGGAAUAUCCUCAACUCACAGUUCAUUUCAUUCCAUCUACAUCCAGCAGUUGUUCUCACAACGGCAUUUACAUAGCUACCUGUUAUUUUGAGGCCAAAUCUCUAUGAUAUUUUAAUGCCUUGUGAAAACAGGCAAUUGAUUUUCUUCAUCACAAAGGUAUUUUUAUGAUUUUCAUAUGUCUGGAUGGUAUUAUUGACCAUUGUGUUAGUGAAAAUAAUGCCUUGUGGCUUGAGCAUAACACAAAGUCCCAUGGGCUCAUGUCAGAUUCCUGGUUGCUAGGAUACAAAUGUACAGUUGGUGACAGCAGUAUAUGGCUGAAGUCUGACUGAUAGUUGCUAGGAUACAGCUAUAUUGUCAUUGACAGCAGUAUAUGGCUGAAGUCUGACUGUUGGUUUAGGAUACAGCUGUACUAUUGGUAACUGCAGUAUGAAGCUCUGUCGGACUGCCGGUUGCUAGGAUACAGCUGUAUUGUCAUUGACAGUAGUAUAUGGCUCAAGUAUGACUGUGAUUUGCUGGGAUACAGCUGUACUUGUGGUCACAGCAAUAUAUGGCUCAAAUCUGACUGUUGGUUGCUAGGAUACAGACAUAUUAUCAUUGACAGCAGUAUAUGGUUCAAGUCUGACUGUUGGUUGCUAGGAUACAGUUGUAUUGUUGGUGACACCAGUAUAUGGCUCAAGUCUAACUGUUGGUUGCUAGGAUACAGCUGUAUUGCUGGUGACAGCAGUAUAUGGCUCAUGUCUGACUGUUGGUUGCUAGGAUACAGCUGUAUUGUUGGUGACAGCAGUAAACUGACUGCAGUAUGUAGCUCAAAUCUGAGGGAUUGUUGCUCAGAUAUGACUGUGAUGUUGCUGACCAGUGCAAUUUAAUGAGAUAUUUCACUUGUUAAUAUUGUCCAAUUAUCUUGGACUAAAACUUUUAAAGUGUUGUUACUGUAUGUGUUAUGUCAGGACAUAUUAACUGUUGUCAUAUGGAAAUAAUCAUGUGUUCCUUAACAUCUUUUGAAUAGUAUAACAUAACUAGUGAUUGUA